Molecule: messenger RNA, 1834 nt
Organism: Scleropages formosus (Asian bonytongue)
Lineage: Eukaryota; Metazoa; Chordata; Actinopteri; Osteoglossiformes; Osteoglossidae
Gene: lpar6a
Product: lysophosphatidic acid receptor 6a
Exons: 1
Coding region: 731-1804 (357 amino acids)
Biological process (GO): phospholipase C-activating G protein-coupled receptor signaling pathway; positive regulation of Rho protein signal transduction
Cellular component (GO): plasma membrane
Molecular function (GO): lysophosphatidic acid receptor activity
Source: RefSeq, a predicted model, not a curated record
CACACUUUGCGAAAUAAGCCGCUCCCGAAAGACCGUCUCUCCGCUCUGCCAUACAAGCGGUGCCGUGGGGCGGACGGACGGACAGCAGGCUGACCCCUCGGGGGGAGAUCGGGGAGGUGCUCAGUCGCACGCUACCACACGCCUAGAGGAAUGGAACUCAGCUAAUCGUGGAGAAGAAGCUCCCUCUCCGAAGCUCCACUUGCCAUUGAGAGUCCCUCUGAUCUCCUGGGACUGCUUUGCUUUCUUACUGAGGCACACCAAAAUCUUCACAUCUGGACGUGAUCUUGUAGCAGUGGAUUCUGCUUUUGUCUUUCGGGAUUGAAGUCUUCAGUCUUCUUCAGGAAAAAAGCAAGACAAAGGGUGGACAGCCCAAACUCGCGUGAGUGAGUUAAACUCCGCAGCUGCAGCCUUGGGGGGGGGGGCCACAUCCUGCCAGGUGACUAAGACUUCAGGACGGGGGAGGGGGACCUAACGUUUCUUGCAGCUUUCGAGCACACGGAUGAAGCUGGUCUCCAUGAGCGUUUGCAACAGAGGUGUGUUCGUUGCCUUGCGUGAAAAAUAAGGAGCACCCAACUCGGUCGUCGAGGAUCAGAAAGCUCUUGUGACAGACGCAGCAGUCUUUCCCAAGGCAUCACAAUGCUCGGUUAUGCCACCGCCAACUCCGGCUGAAUCCAAGGACAGUGGAUUUAAUUGUUUCCUUUAAUGAUUCCUUGGGCAGUUUCCCCUUAGGAUGAAUGAUUCCGCCCCGCUGCUGGACAGUUCUGGAAUCAACUAUGCCUGCCCAAAAAAUGACGACUUCAAGUACAAUCUAUACAUUAUUGUGUUCAGUAUUGUGUUUGUGGUUGGUUUCAUUACCAACAUGGCAGCAAUGUACAUCUUCUUAUGUUCACUGAAGCUGCGCAACGAGACUACGACCUACAUGAUUAAUCUGGUGGUGUCAGACUUGCUUUUUGUCCUCACGCUGCCCAUGCGCGUUUUCUACUUCAUCAACCGGGACUGGCCCUUUGGCGUUGUGCUCUGCAAGCUCUCCGUCUCAUUGUUCUACAUCAACAUGUAUGGAAGCAUGCUUUUCCUCACCUGCAUCAGCGUGGACCGCUUUCUGGCAAUCGUGUACCCCUUCCCUUCAAGGAUGCUCCGCACCAAGGGCAAGGCCAAGGCAGUCUGCUUUGGCGUGUGGGCACUAGUGCUGGCUGGCAGCCUGCCCACAGGCUUCCUCCUAGACGGUGCCACCUCGCCCAACUCCAGCGACACAAAACAGUACUGCUUUGAGAACUUUUCCUCCAAGCAGUGGAAGCUGCACUUGUCCAAGGUGGUUAUCUUCAUUGAGACUGUGGGCUUCCUCAUCCCACUGUUGCUCAACGUCUUCUGCUCCGCAAUGGUGCUGCGGACACUGCGCCAUCCCCAAACGCUUGGUCGGGGUGGGAAACUGAAUAAGACUAAAAUCCUGCACAUGAUUGUGGUGCAUCUCCUCAUCUUCUGCUUCUGCUUCAUCCCCUACAAUGUGAACCUGGUCUUCUACGCCAUGGUGCGCACCAAGAUCAUCAAGGGCUGCUUCGCCGAGUCCGUGGUCAGGAUCAUCUACCCCGUCGCCCUGUGCAUAGCUGUCUCCAACUGUUGCUUUGAUCCUAUUGUCUACUAUUUCACCUCGGAGACCAUCCAGAACUCCAUCAGGCGAAAGUCCCAAAUGAACCGAAGCCUGGAUGUCAGGUUCUCUGAGGCCCUGCCAUCAGAGGCCACCCUCAGCUUUCACAAUAGUCUCAGAGCUCUCAGGACCAAGGUGUUUCACACAGAGUCCAGCGUCUGACUGGCCAGGUGGCCAAAGAAGCCGAUGGAU